Liolophura sinensis is the source of this 2295-nucleotide messenger RNA. RefSeq lists its product as uncharacterized. The record is from RefSeq and is a predicted model, not a curated record. NCBI's taxonomy places the organism in Eukaryota, Metazoa, Mollusca, Polyplacophora, Chitonida, Chitonidae. Gene Ontology annotation, molecular function: serine-type peptidase activity. The transcript has 13 exons. Gene Ontology annotation, biological process: proteolysis. Bases 1 to 2010 code for a protein of 669 amino acids.
AUGGCAUCACAAGUUAGCCAGACCAUGGACAAACCCGGCAAAAUCACCUCACCCUACGGCAGCUGGAAGUCGCCAAUAUCCAGCAAAGUUGUGUCUGAAAAUGCCGUGGCACUGCAAGAAGUGCGCGUAGACUGGAACACAGCGAAAGCAGACACAGUUUACUGGUCAGAGUUGCGUUACUCAGAGGGUGGUCGCUACGUAGUCUGCUCCGCGACGGUAGGCCAUGAGGGCUACAUCUCAUGGACCCCUGAGGGGUUCAAUGCCCGCACACGCGUCCAUGAGUACGGGGGCGGGGCAGUGUUUGUCUAUGAUGGAGCCGUCUACUUUUCCAACUACGAGGACCAGAGAUUAUACAAACAGACCUCCCCCACAUCGGCUCCAGAAGCCCUUACCCCCAGCAAACAAUGGAGAUAUGCAGAUGGCCAGUAUCAUGUCAAGAAUGGCCGCAUCUAUAUCGUGAGGGAGGACCAUGAGGUGAUAGGUCAAAAUGGCGUCAAGGAAGCUGUCAACACUGUGGUUACUAUUGACCCUAAAACACAGGAACAAAUCGUGCUGGUCAGCGGUGCCGACUUCUACAGCUGCCCGCGUGUCUCCCCUGAUGGCAAGAGGUUAGCCUGGGUUCAAUGGGAUCACCCUAACAUGCCAUGGGACUCCACAGAAGUCUGGGUGGCAGACUUGACCGAAGGUGGUAGCGAUGUAGUGAAAGGGUCAGCCCAAAAGGUGUCUGGUGGUGAUGAUGUCAGUGUGAUAUACCCUGGCUGGACAAUGGACAAUGAACUGUUAUACAUCGGUGACCAAACAGAGUGGUGGAAUCUGUACCAUGUGACCAAGUCAGGUGACCACGUCAACCUUCAUCCUAAACAGGCCGAGGUCGGUUGUCCUCAUUGGAUCUUUGGGUUCAACAAAUACAGCAUCGACCCAACUGGCAGUGGCAAUAUUCUAACCUUGUUUGGACGAGACCUUGGUCUGUUAAACUUGAAGACAAAAGAGUACAAGGCGAUGCAGACAGGGUUUGGCAGCCACACCCUCAUCAACUACUCAGGGGACGGGCAAUAUGCAUAUUGUAUCGCUGACAGCCCUACACAGUUCCCUGUUGUUCUGAGAAUCAACCUCAGCAACACUAAGGUGGAGGUCCUGCGAGAGUCCAAGACCAGCACACUGGACAAGGGUUACUUCAGUAUUCCCACAGAGAUUAGUUGGACAACGGCUGGCAACAAAAUUGCGUACGGUUAUUUCUACCUUCCUCAGAACAAAGACUUCCAGGCACCAGAAGGAACCUUACCUCCCUUGCUGGUGAAAGCUCAUGGCGGACCCACAGCAAAGACGUUUAAUGGGCUCAACUUAAAAAUCCAGUACUGGACAAGUCGAGGCUUUGCAGUGCUGGAUGUCAACUAUAGAGGCAGUACUGGCUAUGGGAAGACAUACAGACAUGCGCUUAGAAGGAACUGGGGCAUCUGUGAUGUGGAAGACUGCUGCAGUGGUGCGGAGUUUCUGGCCAAGGAGGGGAAAGUGGAAGCUAAGCAUUUGUGUAUUGAUGGUGGAUCAGCUGGAGGGUAUACAACCCUGGCUAGCUUAGCAUUCAAAGAUGUCUUCAAGGCUGGAGCCAGUCAUUAUGGUGUGGCUGAUAUUGAAGCCUUAGCAACGGACACCCACAAGUUUGAGAGUCGCUACAUGGACUCACUGAUUGGACCAUACGAUGAGGAGCAUAAACAGUUGUACAAGGACCGCUCGCCGAUCAACCAUGUCAACAGCCUGAACUGUCCUAUGGCAUUUUUCCAGGGUGAUGAAGACAAGAUUGUGCCGCCCAACCAAGCAGAGAUGAUGUACAAUGCUGUCAAAGCCAAAAAACUACCCACAGUAUAUGUGCUGUUUAAAGGUGAACAACAUGGCUUCCGUAAAAGUGAAAACAUUCAGAAGGCCUUGGACGGGGAGUUCUACUUUUUCUCUCGAAUCUUUGGAUUUGAACCAGCUGACAAAGGAAUUGAACUGAAGAUUGAAAACUUGGACUGAAGAUUCCAGUGGUUACCCCAGUGUGUCCAUCAUUGAGUUCAUCCAAUAUAAGUUCUGUUUUCCGAUCAUGCAUGAUUUAGUAACACUGUUUUAUUAUCCUGUUUUUCAUUUAAAAUUUCUAGUGUUCUGGAAUAUGUUACAACGGUCUUGUAAUGUUCUUAAAGUUGAAAUUAUGACUCCUUAAAAAAAUAAAAAAGGCAGUUACUGAUGUACAUCUUGGUAUUGUUGGUAUGUCACCAUGUUACUGCAGGUUUUAAACACCUGGUUAAUACAGGAAUUAUAACA